AUGGCUGUGCGCGCCAUCCAUACGCUGCUGCUCCUCUGCACCAUGGCGCUGCUGCUGACCGGCCUCGUGUCGCCGUCCACCGCCGGGCUCAGCCUCGACACGGUGAGGGACUUCCUGACGCGGGAGGAGGACACCAUUGUGUUCAGCCUCAUCGAGAGGGCCAAGUACCCGCUCAACCGGCCGGCCUACGCCCCCCUCCACUUCGGCGCCGGCGCCAGCGCCGGCGCCGAGCCCGGCCGCAACCUCAACGCCUCUUUCGCCGAGCUCUUCAUCCGCGAGUCCGAGGCCGUUCAGUCCAAGGCCGGAAGGUAUCAAAACCUACAAGAGAUUCCAUUCUUCGCUUACAGAGUUCCUUUCACUCUGGCACCUCCAUACAACUUCACAAGAGAUUUGUAUCCCGCUGCCGCAUUAGUUAACGUUAAUGACACCAUAUGGAGCAUGUACUUCAAUGAGCUUCUCCCUCUGCUGGCCAAGAACGGUGAUGAUGGCAACUAUGCCGUAACUGCUGAUGCAGAUCUUAACAUAUCUUCAGGUGCUUUCAAGAAGGAUCAACUAUGGCAGGAUAGAGAUGCUCUGAUGAAACUACUGACAUAUGAAGCCCAAGAAGACGUGGUGAAGAGAAGGGCAGAGAAGAAGGCAAUUGUGUUUGGGAAAAGCAUAACAUUAGAUGGGCCAAUCCAAACUGGUGUCAACAAUAGCAGCCUGGCUAACUUCAAAGUUGAUCCUUCAGUUGUUUAUAAACUGUAUGAUCAGUGGGUGAUUCCGUUGACUAAACAAGUGGAGAUCGAGUACCUUCUCCAUCGUCUCGAUUGA
Miscanthus lutarioriparius is the source of this 813-nucleotide messenger RNA. Lineage: Eukaryota; Viridiplantae; Streptophyta; Magnoliopsida; Poales; Poaceae. The record is from the annotation of a GenBank genome assembly.